AUGGAUGAAACUAGUCGACAACCGGUCGGAGUAUCAGAUAAACCAAAGAUUGCUAACGAAAAUGAUAUCAACAUUCAAAGUGCUGUCAUAACGGAGGCCGCGGCGAUGAGCGUAGAAAAUAACGUUUCCGAAGUUAAAGCGACUGCAGCGGCUGGGGUUGAAGUCACCGACGGAUCUGAUGAGAAAAAAAGCGUGGUAGCUCAAGAAUCUCCUCCUCCUACCACGGUUCCAGUGGCCCCGGCUGCUGCGCGGUCAAAUGUGGGGAAAUAUAAACUUGUUAGGACGAUUGGCAAAGGAAAUUUCGCUAAAGUGAAGCUGGCUAUCCACAUGGCCACGGGCGUUGAAGUGGCGAUCAAAAUUAUUAAUAAAAAAGGACUAGACUGGGCAGCGCACGAACGACUCAAACGGGAAGUCCAAAUCCUGCAAAUGCUUGACCAUCCAAACAUAGUCAGAUUGCUGGAAAUAAUUGAGAACGAUGAGGUUAUUUGCCUGGUUCAAGAAUAUGCAAACGGUGGUGAGAUAUUUGACUACUUGGUUGCUCAUGGCAAAAUGCGGGAACGGGAGGCAAGAGCCAAGUUCCGACAGCUCGUAUCGGCUAUACAUUACUGUCACUCAAAAAAUAUCGUUCAUCGGGAUCUGAAGGCGGAAAAUAUUUUACUGGAUUCUAAUCUUAACGUGAAAGUGGCCGAUUUUGGUCUCGCGAAUACUUUCAGACCAGACGAAAAGCUGUCCACCUUCUGCGGAAGUCCUCCAUAUGCCGCUCCUGAAUUGUUUUUGGGUAUCCGAUACUAUGGGCCUGGAGUGGACAUCUGGUCGCUUGGCGUAAUCCUCUUCACUCUCGUAGUGGGACACCUUCCAUUUGAUGCUACCGACUUGGGCGAGCUUCGAACCAAAAUUCUCACCGUGCAGUAUCGCCUUAAUCGAGGCGAAGUAUCCCACGAUUUGGAAAUACUUCUUAAAAAGAUGUUAGUUCUGGAUCCGCGCGACCGGUAUGCGCUGCAUUCAAUGAGUUUGUGCCAACAUGGCUUGUUUCUGAUAGACCCUCCUUUUACUUCCCAAAAGGUUCUGAUGAACGAUCGUUGGGUAAAUACGGGCUACGAGGACUGCCCAAUGAAACCUUACGCAGAACCUCCCUCACGGCAUCUGGACAGCGUUUACGUGCAACAAAUGCUGCGACUCGGCUUCACAGAGGUUGAUUUGAUGAACUCUGUGGUUUCCAAGGCCUUCGAUCACGUUUACGCGACCUAUGCACUGUUGCCGGAAAUGAUGCGGAAAAUCUCAGAGUGCGUGCUGACCCCAAAAAAUUUAUUUAUUCAUUUGUUUUAA
Dibothriocephalus latus is the source of this 1326-nucleotide messenger RNA. The record is from the annotation of a GenBank genome assembly. Lineage: Eukaryota; Metazoa; Platyhelminthes; Cestoda; Diphyllobothriidea; Diphyllobothriidae.